CGACACCGAAGCUAAAGAUGCUCCAACUGCCGUUUCACUGUGACUUUAGCAUUAAGUUGGACUUUGUGGCAAACUUUGGCCACACCUAGAUCCUGUCCCAUUUCUACUAAGAAGCAGAAGAAGCAGAAGAAAAAAAAGAAAGGCAGGCUUUUAUUUUUUCCUCCUCCUCCUCCUCUCUGGUGCGUUUGUUUGUGUGUCGGCGAGUCCCGGCGGUGUGUAACCGGAGAGGGGCCUCAGCAGAGGAGAGGGAGAGGGAAUGCAGGACUGCAAUGGAGCACAAUGCGAUACAGUGGUUGGGUGCUCCCUCCUGCCAGCGAGGCAGCUACGCCUUCUACAAGUCGGUGAGCAGCAGAGCUCAGCCCGACGGGCCGGUCCAGGUGUGGAAGCUCGGGGAGUUUUACUUCAUCCGCUGUGGACCGCAGGAUCCAGUGUGCAUCGCUGAGGUGACCUUACUAUGGGAGGACCAGACGCGGCGCCACCUGCUGGCCAGCGCCAGACUCUACUUCUUACCCGAAGACACACCAAAGGGCCGGACCAGGGAGCAUCGGAGAGGUGGGGAUGAGGUUUUGGCGGUGUCCAGGAAGAUGGUGGUGCGGGUGGAAGACCUGGUGAAAUGGUCGUGUGUGGGGCCGGCUGGUUGGAGCGGCGGUCCCAAGGCGCCGCCGUGCGGGACCAACGGCCUUCACAAACCUCCUCUGCUGAGCAGCGACAGUAAUGGCAGCAACAGCAACAACAACAACAACACCACCACCACAACCACACCGGACAAGAGCAGCGAGUCCGCUCAAAGACAAAACGGCCUGGUGGAGCGUCAGGGCGUCAAAGUUCUCAGCUACCCGCAGUACUGCCGUUUCCGCUCCCUGCAGAGGCGCAUCCAGGACGGAGCGAGGGGGCUGGGGCUGCAGGACCCCCACCUGCUGGCCCUGGGGGGCGUCAAGGCGCUGCCUAACACCCGGGUGAUGUACUGCAGGGACACGUUCAACCACCCGACGCUGGAGAGCAACGCCAGCUUCUCCUGGCAGUUCAGAUGUCCGUCUCUCAGUCUUCGAGGACGACCUCGCAAGAGGAGAGGCCGCGAUGGCAAAGACUCCCCGAACUCCAACCAAUCAGAGUCCUGGAUCGAGAGGAUGAAGGAGAAUGUGAUGGGCAGCGUGGAGGUCGGCUGUGAGGGCAGCUGGCUCCCUCACCCUGAGGAGCAGCUGUUCCUGGAUCAGCUCUACGCCUUCAUGGACCGUCACGGCUCGCCAAUCCACAAAGUCCCCAACCUCGGGUUCAAGAAGAUCGACCUCUUCCUCAUGUACUCUGUGGUCAAACGGCUUGGAGGCUACAAAAAGGUGACGUCGGACCGUCUAUGGAAAGUGGUCUAUAACGAGUUGGGAGGAUGCCCCGGUAGCACCAGCGCUGCCACCUGCACCAGGAGACACUACGAGAGGCUGAUGCUUCCUUACGAAGAGCACCUCCGAGCAGGAGGAGCAGAAUUCAAAAUCCCAGAAUCCCCCACGCCUCCAAAACCCAGAGGGAUCAGAGGAAGGAAACCACUUCCUAGAGGCAGAAAACCAGGACCCAAAGCCAAGGAGAAGAAGAUCACAGCCCCUGCUCCUCCCUCUCGAACUAUCGUGAACCCGAACGGUGCCGUGGUGGUGAAGAGAGGCAGAGGCCGGCCGCCAGGGACUCGCAACAAGGCCACGCUGAUUGCUCAGGCCAAGCUGCUGGCUCAGCAGCAGGCUAAGGCCAAAGCAGCAGCAGUUACAGCAGCAGCAGAGACUCAGCAGCAGAGUCCUCUGCUUCCAGCCAAAGGCCGAGGAGGACCGACGCCCAGCACCACACACAGGCCCGUCCAGCCGGCCAUCCUCCCCGUCAACAUGCCUCUCACCCCUGACCUCUCCCCCAUGUCCGCUCCCUUCCUCCCCUUCCAGCCCAAACCAAAGGAGCUGAAGCCGGACCGAGGGGAGUCCGUGGCUCCGGUUCCCGGUGUCCUCCUCUCCACUCUGCCUCGCCACUUCGUCGGAGGAUCCCUGGGUGGCUUCAGUCCCAUCAAAGGCGUGUGCCCUCUGGACGUGUUCAGGAGCCGUAUCAGCCUCCAGCGAGGUCCUGAGAGCCCAGCGCUGACACCCCAAGAUCCGGCCCAGCAUCCGACUGUCUACCCACUCCAGCCCAAAAGUGUGAGCCCAGAUACUCCCAGCGGGGACCAGCUUCAGCCUCAGCCCCAUCAGCUCCACCAGCACAACAACCGCUGCUCGGGGUGCAACGUGGAUGAGGGAGCCCAGAGAGGAGGCAGCCGGGAUGUCCGGAACCGGCCCCCUCUGCCGCCUCUCCGGGUCCUGCCUCUGAACCUGGACUGCAGCGUUCAGGUGUGCCAGCUGAUGAGAACUCGCCGUCUGGACUCGUCUCAGCUGCAGACCUUCACCCGCCGACUGUCCGAGGCCCUGUCCCAGGACCUGAGUACCAAGCCCCCACCCUGUUCUCCCAUCACCCCUCCCCCUGAGCAGGCGCUGCCCCUCAACCUAAGCAAACGCUUCACAGUUAAGAGGCCCAGCACAGAGGGACCAGAGCCAAGCCGGGCGACGAUCAACGGUAACACAGAUCAACCACCAUCCAAGAGGCCCAGAAGUGGGUGCACGGACCAGGCCGAGGACUUCACCCUGGGGGGGCGGUCCAGCUCUGGAGGAGGUGGAGGAGGGCAGGAUGCAGACAUGAAGAACCAGGAGGAACCCGCGGACCUGAGCUCCCCAAGCAGAAUCAGGGCCUUCUUGCUCGGACUGCCUCCCUUCCAGGUGAAACUCGAGGAGGAUCUGAAUGGGACAAGGUUUGGGAAAUUUCUUCCUCCGGGAUCUGACACUGAAACGGAGAGGACUGAGACCGAGAGAGGGGAGGGAGGAGCGGUGGUCAAGAAAGAAGUUAAGGUGGAGGAGGAGGUGGCGAUCGACCUGGAACAGCAUGAAACUGAGAUAAACAAGAAUUCGGAGCAGGAGGAGAAUGGUCCAACCCACUGCUCCGGUCCUGGUCCGGCCGAGCUGAAGAGAGCCGGACCCUCAAACACUGACACACACUGUUUUUAGCAUUAUUCCCUCUCAUAGCAGCAUUUUUGUGACCAGAAAACUCUCGGAUAAGCGGGGAGAUUUGUCCGUUUUUGGAAUCGGGGACGUUGUAUUCACCUUGGGGGCUUCGGGUGUUGGUCUUGGAUGUCAGUCUUGGGUUAAACCCUGAACAUGCCAGACACGCAGGGAUGUUUUCCUUUUCCUCAUUGUUUGAGAACAUCUGAACUCGUAACUUCUCUUUGUUUCACUUGUUUUUGUUGUUUUGUUUAUUUCCUGUUUUUCUCUGUGGUUUUUGAUCACGUCAUUGAUCGAACUUUGCAGAGGAAAGAUGACACACAGACUCAUGACAAUCACAAAUCAGUUUCUCUUCCUUUCUCUGUUGAUUUCUGUCUCUUUAAAAGGUUAAAAAAAGAAACAGAGUUGAGACUGUGACUUUUUAACAAACACUGCCAUAACUCUCCAUGACACUAUUAACUCCACUAUUCAAUGUUACAGUGAAAUAUUGAAUAAGAUCCAUAAUACUUACAAGAAAAAUCAAUAUUACAUAUAUGGGUGAUGCUAUGCAUCAAGACGUCAUUAUUAGCAUCUAGAGUGUACUGUAGUUCGGUAGUUUCAUUUUUAAAAUUGUACUCUACUUCUGUAGAGAGAUAGUUAUUUUCUGAUAAAGUGUUUAGAUGUUAUCCGGAGCUCUGAGAAAAGAGCUCCCUGGACUUCACGUUAUAGCUUGUUAAGUGAAGCAUUUCUAUAGUCCUGCUCAUUAGCUGAAAUUAUAUAAACCUUUCGUACACACAUGUGCCUUAAAUGGGCCCGCGAUCUGUUUCUUCGCCGGCUUCAAACACAUUCACUUAAAGAGAUACCUUGAUGUUGUUGGACCUGUUUAGUUUUCUUUCACUCCUUGGCAGGGCUGGGUGUCAUCGGAAUAAAACGGUUCUUUGGGUGCUUUGCUAUGAAACUCUUAACAAAAUUUUAAGUAAUAUUAGCAGCUGUACGACAGCUUAUCUGAAUAAAACGCAGUAAAAAUUUAGGUUUAAAUCUGAUCUUUGAUAUCUGCUGUCAAUAUUCGAGUGUUGAGGUUCAAUACCCAGCCCUGCCAUUUUGCAUUGUAAAGACCACUGUGGCCAUGCGUUGGCGCCAUCGUCUCGCCUUUAUCACUACCACUGUUCGUUCGACCGAUAAGAAAUCACAUCAGCGCAGGAGGAAGAGUUGUUGGAGAGAUCGUACAUGAACAUGUAGCCCAAACAUUCAGACUACCUCAGGUUCUUUUCUUUUAAAAAAUUCCACCUCCAUUGUUUCGGGGGGAAGAAGCUAAUCCCAACAUGUAUUUGCUUACACAGCAGUGUUGGAUGCUGGUCCAUAGUUACUCAGACGCCAUUUCCACCUGGUAUUAAAGGACAAAUCCGGUGUUAUACAACCAUUGUUGGUUUGGGAUCACCAGAAUUAUCCUUUAACCUGCGAUCUGUAUCUGGACUCAUUACGUUGGCGUGUGUGGCUGGUGUUGUGUUCAGACCUCAUUCUGAUUGAAUCUCAGAUUAGCUACCGGACACGUCAACAAACAUGGUUAAUCUCAGGUGAAGGGAAGCAAAGCCGGUAUGCAGAGGAAGGGCUCAUUGGUAGCUGUUUGACAUUUGUGGGAAAUGCACUUAUUUGCUUUUCAAGUGCUGGUAGGCGGAUUUUGUUACUUUUGAACCAAACCAGGCUAGGUGUUUCCAGUCUUUGUGCUAAGAUAGGCUAACUGUUCCCUGGCUGAUGCUUCAUAUUUAGGGAAGGGCAUACGAGAUGUAUCAGUCGUCUUAUCUAAAGUGCAAAUUACUUUCCUUUGAAUAUUUUAGACAUCAGUAGGACGUAGCUUUAGGUCUUGCUUGGGAUGCCAGUACCAUAUCCGAAGAGGCAGAGGAUCAACUAUUGGGAUCCUUUGACCCAGAGCAGCCUUUGCUAGUCUAUGUGAUUUUGAUGCCAUUAACUUGAAGUGCAAAGGCUCAGAAAAAUCAAUCUCGUUCUGAAAAAAAUGUGUGAAGACCUUGACUCUCAGCAAGAAUGUCAGACUACUCCUUUAAGAAUGUCAGACAGAUGUCAUUCACACCUGAUUUGAAAUCUGAUUAUAUUCUUGACUGUUAUUUGUUCUGCAGCAUUAGUGUGAAUUUAUAAGACGUCCAGAUACAGAUCGCAUUAAUAUCGGGUGAAAAAUGAGGAAUCAAACCCGCAGCAUUCCCCUCCAUGUCGAAGAACGUGCUGCCGUUUACUCAUGCUGAUCAACCUUGCUGCUGCUGCUUCUCAUUCGAAGUGCCAACACAAAACCCCGCACGACCCCACAAUCGUGACAAAAACCUUGUGUAGCUGAAACAACUCAAAUGUCAAGGUAUCACUUUACUCACAGCCUUUUCCUUUGACCUGUCUCUGUUUGUUUCUCUGCCACAGACGAUGGUUCAGAUUUGCACACCUACUGUACCCAUUUGCUUCAUUUGGAUUUUUUUGCAUAUUUAUAUCUGCCAUGGGUUUUUUGGUUUCUUUUUUUCCUUCUUGCCAAUGUUUUAUUUUACAAGAGUAGUGGAAUCAACUACGACACCGAAAUUAACUGGUGCUGUUUAUUCCUAGUUAUGUAGCUGUUGCCAUAUUGUUGACAUUUUUUGUUGUUGUUGUUGAUAAAGCUGCAAACUCUUUUCAUCUCAGCAAGUCAUCAAAUCUCGUCGUCUCACUUUGAAAAACAAGUGGAAAAUUUUCUCACAGCAGAUUUAUUAUUUGUCCAGAGAGUUUUUAAAGAAAUUAUUUUAAAAAAAGAAUUUAAUUAAAAAGAUAUCAUGACUUGUUAUGAAAAUAUUUGCAGUUUUUUUCCAGAUGUAUUUGACUGUUUGGCUUCAAUGUGAGGCAGAUAUGAACUGUUUGUGAAUGAAUGCAUGAGUAGAGAUACAUGUAUACUCAGUAGAUUUAUAGCUGGGCAGAUGCACCAAAGCACAUGUAAACCACCAGAAACCACCAGACUCAAACCUCCUACUUAACCUUUCCUAUAACAUAUACCGUUACAUUGAAGAAGUCAGAGUAAUUUUUAGUGUUUCAGGUUACUGAAAUAACUAUUUUACUGCACAGGCAGAUGAUCCUGUCAAAGAAACGUCACCGUAACAUAAGUUUUUUCCAUCACUUUAGGGAUAAAAUAAGCAGUUAUACGGAGAGGACGGUAACAUACUUUUUACUUUUAGUGAUUAUUUCUUGAGAACAUAUUGAAAAUCAAUGCAGUAAGAUUUAAUGUAUCUCAUAACGAGUCUGAUAAUCUUACAACAGGAUAAAUAUAUAUAUUUAAUGUCUGUCUGCUUCAUCCAGUCAGUAAACCUUAAUUUAUCAAAGGUGAGGUGUUUCUGAAUGUGCUCAGUCUGUAGUGCAGCGCUGCAAAGGCCUCAGUAUGCUUCAAAGGAAUUCAUUUCGUACAAGCAUGGGGAAAGCAAAAGUGUUUCAAGCUAUUCUGAAGUUUCUGCGUGGGGCGAAAGCUGGAUGUCCUAAAACCUGGGAGGUGUUUUCUAGGUGGAGCUAACACACUUUGUCAGAAAAUUUGAAGAGCAAAGCAGUGUUGCAUUAUGGGUUGUUUGUAGCUUUAAUGUUGGCAGGUUAGAAACUACGUCCUGAAAGAGUUUCGUUGGCCUUUCACACAGCAGUAGCUAGGUAGCCAGAUAUGCAUGUUUAUAGUUUUUUUACACAUUCUUUACAUUUUAAUUUUUCUUUUUAGAAUGGCUUAAAAGAAGACAACACUAUCUAAAGUAUUGAAAAGUGUCGCUCUUACUAUAGCCCAUUGCACACCACUUCAACAUGGGGAGUUGAUGUCACGCAACAGCUACCUUCAGCUAGCUCAUGAUAUCAGCAAAAGAGAAAAAUCACCCAUAAUUCCAGCUUGGGGGUGUUUACACCUUACUCAAGAUGGUUUGUCUAAAUGCUAAACCUUGUUGUCAAACCAGAUAAAAACAGCCUAAAGUAGCUACCUGUGUUUAAAUUUUACAAAUUUGUAGGAGUCUGCUAGCACAAGAAACCAGACCCAAACAGUGUGUAGUUCCUUUAAAAACAAACUUUAACGACUGUAUUAGUGCUAAUGUUGGAUUUUAUUUCGACUGACCUGCCCGAGGUGGUGCAUUUGCAGUCUGUAGUUUUUCCGAAAUUUGUCUGAACGGCAAAAUGUACGUCACAUGGACCCUUGUGUCCUCGCUAAUGCAGAAAGAGUAACACUUGCUCCAGGGUAAAUGGUGUUUGUUAAAAGCUGCUAAAACACAAAAAUAUUGAAUUAACAGUGAUAUUAGAUUGUCCAACAAUUGUUUAACUCCACCUUUUGUUGCGUCUUCUGCCUCUCGCUGGUUUUUCUCCCUGCCUUUGAACAGCUCAAACACUUUUGCCUUCACUCUUCGUACAGCGUAGUUCAUUUCAAGCAUACCCCUAUAUACUAUAUACUAUACGCUCACACUGGGAGCCUCCCAGUUAAACCACACCUCCACUGGACCAGUUUUAUCUCAGAGAGUCUCAGUCUGAAUCUCCUGAACAUUUGCCUUAGUUAGGUUUUUUUUCUGUUUCUGCAUGUAUUUUAUGUUAAUGACUACAUGCCACUGUGGGCUGGUGUGUCAUUUAAAGGGUGAGGGGAGAUCUUCUAGUUUAGAGAUGAGCAGCAUGUUAAACCAGUAUGAGAGUUGAAUAGUUUUUUUUUUUCUUUCUGUUUUUUGGUUAUUUAAGCUUUAGUUUGUAAAGGUUUCUUUAGGUUUAAUUUUGUUUUUUCCCCCCUUUGAUAAAGUUAAAGAUUUAAAUGUUUACAUUUUGUUAUGCAUGUUCAAACAGACUUGUUAUAUCCAGUGUUUUGCACACUACUUCAGCAUCAGUCUUGAACGGCACUGCUCAUUUAUGUAAAGGACUUAAAAAUUAAGUGCCUGAUACUUAAAAGUGAAAUUUGGAGUAAGCAAAUGAAAGUUAGAUUUGCUUGUUAGCCUUCAUGCCAUUGACUUGAACAACAGCUCCUGUUGUGAUGUUUUUGUUGCAGCUGUGUUUUAAAGCCUCUGCAGGAUGUUUUAAUCGCGGCAGGAUGCUCGCUCAGCUCCGCGGUGUCCGUCGGAGCUAACUGGACCUAAAAAGGACUCAAAAAACAGGGACACCUAGUGGCCGUCUAGGCCAGCGCUCAGUGAUGUGAGCGACAUUCAUGAAGAUAAAUGAUCAAAUUAAAAAAAGGUGCUACAGGUGACUUUUUAACAGAUGUGAAUUGUUUUCGCAUUUAACUGUAAAAACAAGAUCUACAAAAAGACUGUCCUUGCAGCUUCUUCGCUGGAUUUUACUUUUUCAGUCGUUUCGGUUUAGAGGGAAUCGUGGAUCUGUUUUAUUACAGGAACCAGACAGGGGGUACUGUUCUUACUCAGAAAACAGUAGAAAUAAAGAAACACAGCUUCAGUUUGUCUGAAAACUCCUCCUUGAAACCAAUUAAUGUAACAAAAAUAAUGAAAAAAUCAGUAAUGAUCAAUAAUCCAAAGAUGUUCAGUUUAAUGUUGUAAAGACAGAAUUUCAGUACGUUUUUAUUUGAGACCAGCAACUUUAACUUUCUGUUAAAAACCAGUAUGAAUUUGGAACACCAUCCCAAAACAGUGCUGUGAGAGUCCAGGAACCAAACGUUUCCAUCACGGAAACAAUGAUUUACUGAUGUUAAAAAUGCUGCAUGUGGCACCUUUACAAACCGUUGGAUGUUACGCACCGAUGAAUGUCUCAGUCACAUCUUCCUGUGAUCUCAUUCUUAUUACUUGGCACCAUUUGGUCUCAUGUCUUUGUCAUUAUUUGCUCCAUGAGACAAACCCCAGAUCAGUUUCAUGUCCUUUUUUUUGUCUUUUGCAAACUGUGCUGAACUUUUGGACACAGAGUCGAGACAGAAGAGAACGGACUCUUCCUGGUUUUGAUCUCAGUCGGACCGCCACCGCCGAGGCGUCCAACUCGGAGGGGAAUGUUUUUAUUUCCCUGUUGAUUGAUGCUCUGUGUUGUUGCAUAUGUGUGAUUUGAUGAUUGCAGAUCUGCAGCACAAACUCAUGUUCCAUUUUUUUGUUUGUUUCUAUAAGCGGUAAACGGCUGGCAGUGUCAGGUACCAUUCCAUUUUAACACUGUAUAUUUAUAAUAAAAGUAAUCUGUUAAUAA
This is a messenger RNA of Lates calcarifer (barramundi perch), 9167 nucleotides long. RefSeq lists its product as uncharacterized. The record is from RefSeq and is a predicted model, not a curated record. The transcript has 12 exons. Lineage: Eukaryota; Metazoa; Chordata; Actinopteri; Centropomidae. Gene Ontology annotation, cellular component: nucleus. Gene Ontology annotation, molecular function: transcription cis-regulatory region binding. Bases 270 to 3059 code for a protein of 929 amino acids. Gene Ontology annotation, biological process: regulation of transcription by RNA polymerase II.